Anoplopoma fimbria (sablefish) is the source of this 2172-nucleotide messenger RNA. It is a transcript of the gene ocstamp, whose product is annotated as osteoclast stimulatory transmembrane protein. Gene Ontology annotation, cellular component: membrane. The transcript has 3 exons. NCBI's taxonomy places the organism in Eukaryota, Metazoa, Chordata, Actinopteri, Perciformes, Anoplopomatidae. The record is from RefSeq and is a predicted model, not a curated record. Bases 1 to 1368 code for a protein of 455 amino acids.
AUGAUGUUUAUCUCAGAGAAUGUUAUUAUUCCUAUCAGGAACAGAACAGGAUUUUUGAGACAGGCUUUAAAAUCUUCCCUGCUAUAUCUAUGGGACGUUUACUCUGCACCUGCACCCGCCUGCAGAGACGUCCCGACUCUACUGUCUCUCUGUUUCACACUCACCGUUGUCACUGGCGGCCUGCUUCAUCACUGGCUGUCAAAAACUCUGAAAUACAACCAUGAAGCGUCCAUUCAGACCGCCUGCAUCUACAGUGUGAGCAUGUUUCUGGUCUCGUUCCUGUGUCACCCUCUGCGCUGUGUGCUGACCAUGACUCUGCCCACUGUCUGCACCAAACAGGGACGCAAGCUCCUCAUCACAGCCUCUGUCAUGAUCCUAGUUCUGAACGUCAUCCCUAACAUUACGGUGAACGUAGGGACGGUCGUUCGCAUCUUAAAGUGCACCGCUGAGGGAUUCACAAAGACUUUGUUAAACUCAUCUGAGCCUUUGAAUAAAGCGAAGAGAGAACUUGUUGAGGAAGCCAUCAAAGUGAAGAGGGAAGACUUGAGCAUUGUCACCAACUUGAGGAAGUUGGAUCAUUUCACACAUGUUGAUGUGUCAGAAGUCAAAAGCAGGUUUACUAAGAUUAUUGCGCAGAUAGAGGUCAACUUCUCAAAUGCCAAGAACCUGCUGAAAGAAUACAAACUGCUGUCGAACCGGAUCCUGGCUGCCAUUUUUGUGGCUAUGCUCAUCUUUGAAUCUGCCCGCUACUUAAAAUCGUUUCUGGCUUCAGUAAAGUUUGAUAAUGGUUACAUCUCCAAAGGGCUCCUGCAAAGAGCGGAAAAUAAAAGCUGCAAAAUAACAAGUCAGGAAUGUACUUCCUGUUUCAUAACACUAGUUGUGGUAACAUUAUAUUUCAUUGCAAUAACUUUAAUAGUAGCUUUAGAUUAUGUUGUGUAUCAUAUAGUUCAGGCUAUUAUGCCGUGGAUUCUGGAUUUUCCACCAACAUCUGCCAUUAUAACUGUCAAUUAUAAGGUUCAGUGGUUCACCCCUGCCUUUUGUAUCAUCCCACAAUCCUGUGUCACGCGGGAGCUCACAAACUUCCACAGGGAUUACAAGUGGACUUUCAACCCCGAGCCAUCUCUCUGUGAGGUGACGACUUCAGCUCCCAACCUGGGAGUGACACUCCUGCUGGGAUGUCUUUGGGUGAUGAGCUACUUGCUGGUGUUCCUCGAGGUUUACGCCAGACGGCUGUGCAGGAAAAUCUCUGCGUCCUUUUUCAGAGAGCAAGAGGAGAGGAGGAUGGCUUACUUGAUGAAGAAAGUACAAGUGAAGCAGAGUAGAGCAAAUCAAAAAGAGACUAUUUCUGUAGAGGUUGGCCGUGGGUGACUGUUACUGGACAAUGUAACUCUUGUCUGAUUUUUCUGAGGAUGUUUAUCAAACAUGAUGGGAAAGCAAUGUUGGUGUGUGUUGGUCGGCUUUGAUAUUUUAACAAUUAUUUUAUGUAUUGCCAUGACAACAGUGACGGUUCGAGAUCAAUUCAAAAUGUGGAGGACAGGCUGAGGCCACGCUUUUAGGGAUACCAAAAAUAUGACAUACUAGGAGGUAGGGCAGGCGUCCACUAAGCAAAAAGUCUGCAGUUUGAUUCCCCUGCCCCUUCAGUCUACAUGUUGAAGUUUCCUUGGGCAAGAAACUGAACCACAGUGAGUGUGCUGUGAAUGUUUAUCCCUCCUGAAGAACCAGAACAGUUUGCAUGAUAAGCUCUGCCACAAGUGAGUGAAUGGAUGAAUGCUGACUUUUGUUACAAAGCACAAUGAGUGGUUGCUAAGACUAGAAAACCGCUGAAUAACCCUGUAGCAGUCGCACUUUAGCAUUUCCCUCAAAGCAAUGUUGUGCCUUAAUACAGCAAACUCUGUAGUUAAGAAGACUGUCUUCUUAACUAAAGUGCAGUUUUUGCUUUCAUUUUUUUAGCACAUCCCUCACUGCUCUUUUUGUGUCUGUUCUUGCGAAACAUAAACUGAAGACAGAGCAUCCUGUGUUAAAACAGUUUUUCCUGUGCAGGCGUGUGACCACUCGACACACUGAGACCUGAUGUGGUAUUCACAGAUGUACCUACUUAUCUGCUCAAUUUGCUUUCAUCUUGUUUGUCUAACAGGUUGUUGCUGUUUUUAACAUAAAUGUCACAGAGCUGAU